Molecule: messenger RNA, 1176 nt
Organism: Fraxinus pennsylvanica
Lineage: Eukaryota; Viridiplantae; Streptophyta; Magnoliopsida; Lamiales; Oleaceae
Source: the annotation of a GenBank genome assembly
AUGGACCUUGACAUGGCGCCAGUCAAACGAGGCUGGACUGAAAGAUGGAGAUUAUGGACCUUGACAUGGCGCUGGUUAGAUGAAGCUGGACUGAAAUUUGGGACUGGAGUACACGAUGGUCAGCCAAUUUCAAAAUCCUGCCAUCCAUGUUGUCAACCUGUACAACCAGCACUAUACGCACUGAAGAGCACUUAUCUUUUCAGGCCUUUCAGAACCCAAUUAGGAAAAAUCCCAGCUCAAUUAUACCCUUCAAAGAAGGUUUUAGUACAGGUAGGAAGAUCAGAACCCGACGGGACUGAAUUUCUGGCGGGGGAAGAUUCUGCAGAAUUCGACUUGUCGAAACAGAAGAUUUCGUCAUGGGUUUAUUUUAUGGGUGUUGCAGGAGUUGUAGCUUAUGUUCUUAAUGUGGCGUGGAUUGAUAGCUCCACUGGAUUUGGUAAACCAUUCAUUGACGCUGUUUCUAGCAUUUCCGAGAGCCCUGAGGUUGUAAUGUUAAUCCUUACCAUCAUUUUUGCAAUCGCUCAUAGUGGCUUAGCUAGUCUGAGAGACGCAGGUGAAAAACUCAUUGGAGAACGCGCAUUCCGCGUAUUAUUUGCUGGAACAGCUGUUCCACUAGCUCUUAGUACAGUUGUUUAUUUCAUUAACCAUAGAUAUGAUGGUGUACAGUUAUGGCAACUACAGGGUGAUCCUGCAAUACAUGAACUUGUUUGGUUCUCUAAUUUUAUUUCCUUCUUUUUUCUCUACCCGUCAACCUUCAAUUUGCUUGAGGUUGCGGCUGUUGACAAGCCUAAAAUGCAUCUUUGGGAAACCGGAAUAAUGAGAAUUACAAGGCACCCACAGAUGGUUGGGCAAGUAAUUUGGUGCGUGGCUCAUACAGUUUGGAUUGGGAAUUCUGUUGCGGUGGCAGCUUCUGUGGGUUUGAUUGCACACCAUCUUUUUGGUGUCUGGAAUGGAGACCGUAGGUUGGCUAUACGAUAUGGUGAGGCUUUUGAAGUUGUAAAGGCAAGAACAAGUGUCAUCCCAUUUGCAGCAAUUCUUGAUGGGCGCCAGAAGUUGCCAAAAGAUUAUUACAAGGAAUUCCUUCGACUACCAUAUCUAACAAUAACAGCAUUAACUUUAGGUGCAUAUUUUGCUCACCCACUUAUGCAGGCUGCCAGUUUUCGGCUUCAUUGGUAG